GGGUUCGUGAUGAAAUUCGUUCGCGGAUAUAUUUUCCCCCUGUGGAUUUUCUGGUUUCUUGUUUUCUUUCCUUUUGCUUCCAUUCAUUCUUGUCUUUUUAGGUAUUUCGAUAUGAUUUUACCCUUUUUUCAUUGUUUUCAUCAUGAGGUUCCGAAGGUCUACCUGUGUUCGUUUGCUCGAUUGCUCGUCCUCGAUUUCAAAGCUGUCUGUCUGUUCGCCAGACAGACACCGCAUGGAGAUACCAUACCAUACUUCUGCCCUGUAUCUACAAACUAGAUCGUGGAGUAGUUGUGGGGCGGACAGCUGUUAUCAUAUCACGCUAUCGCAGCAUGAUUCGUGGC
Tricharina praecox is the source of this 341-nucleotide messenger RNA. RefSeq lists its product as uncharacterized. The coding region runs from base 10 to 276 and encodes 88 amino acids. The record is from RefSeq and is a predicted model, not a curated record. NCBI's taxonomy places the organism in Eukaryota, Fungi, Ascomycota, Pezizomycetes, Pezizales, Pyronemataceae. The transcript has a single exon.